CAUUCGUGUUUGCCGCUUCGUGGGCAACGGACGCUUCCUCAGAACUCAAGUGGAGUGACGAGCACGAGAACGGAACCGGAAACGAAACGAAACGAAAGCGAGAGAAAGCACAAGCCUGUUGAGGGUUUGGCGGCGCGUUCGAACCGGAAGUCUCCACAUGUAACCUUGUCCAUUUCCAUCCGGAGAAACGUCGAUCGCCAAGGAGAAGCCCAUAAUGGGCGCAUUGAAGCCUCUGGCCAUUUGGCUUGUCCUGCUCAUCGCACACACGCAGGCAGUCAGAGAAAAUCCCCUUAAAGACCCACGCAUCUGUGGGCGGCCGCAAUGUGAUGCGACACAUUCGAAGUUCAAUUUCGCCGAAAAGCUGUACAAAUAUGAAUAUACGGUGGCUGUGCGCACCGAGUUCGUCGGAUCCGGCGAUAACAGCUCGGACCUGCUGCUCAAGGCAGACUUGGACAUAUUUUUCCCGAAGCCCUGCGAGGGCUACUUGAGGAUCAACAAUGCCAAGCUGUUCGAUAAACUGGACGAGCCGUCGUCCAGCGACAGCGAGUCCACCACCGAGAAGCCCAGGGAUGCGUACGACUACUACGAUUUCGCGGCCAGCGGGGAGACCGAGACUGAAAAUUUUGAUAACCUGCACCCCAAGAGCAUGAAUCUGCAAGGGGACCUUAGCCAGAACCUGCUGCGUUUUGCCUUCCAUGACGGCCUCAUCAGCGAGGUGUGUCCCCAGGAGCAGGAGACGCCCUGGGUGCUCAACAUCAAGAAGGGCAUCCUGUCGGCCUUCCAAAACACCAUGAUGCGCUUUGACGUCGACUUCAACACAACCGAGACGGAUGUGUCUGGCCAAUGCCAAGUGCAAUAUGCCCUGGAGGAUACCGACAGCGUUUAUGUCAAGAUCCGCAAGACGAAGGACAUCAACUCCUGCAGGCAGCGCUACGCCACCCACUCGGUGCUGCAGACCACGCCGUACACGUUCCGCGAUGACAAGACUAUAUGGCCCAUACUCAAAUCCGACAGUCACUGCAACGUCACCAUUGACAACAAUGUCUACCGCGAGAUCAGUUGUCUGGAGACACACCUGCUAGUGCCUUUUUCGAACGCCAGCUCUGGUGCCCUGACCACUAGUCGCAGCAUCCUGAAUCUCAAGGGAGAUGAGUCUUACAGCGUUGGCGAGUUCCUGGAGCAGAAUCCCGAACUGGUUGACCGUCGUGCCACUCUGGUCUUUGACCACACACCCGCAGUAAAGCCCUCGCACGACGAGAUUAAGGCUGCCCGGGAGCUUCUGGUGCAGAUGUGCGCAGUGGGCUUUCCCAAUAUUCAGCGCGAGUUCAUCGACGUGUUUACCAACUUCCUGCAGACCUCCAAGAGUCUCAACUACAAGACCCUAUCUGUGCUGCUCCAGCGGUCGGCCAGUACCUGCGAACAGGGCAGAAACCAUGUGCUGGAAUCCCUGCCUUACAUUGGCAGCACCGCCGCUUAUAAGGUAAUGCGAGAUCAGAUCGUCAACGGACAGGUGUCGAAGGAGAAGGCCCACAGCUGGAUGACCACCCUGUCCUUCAUCACACGUCCCGACGAAGAGACCCUGGAGACCUUCCAAACCAUCCUCGAGUUCGCAAAGAACAGGCUGGACCCAGAGUACACUCUGGGCGCCACUGCGGUGGUGCACAGCUUUUGCAGACACCACGAGGUCUGCGAGGAGAACCUGCGAGUGCAGCAGAUCAUCAAUCUGUUGGAAACCGAGUUCCUAACUGUGUACAACAUAUUCAAAGGAGAACGUCGUUUCCGCGAGCGUAUGGUGAUUUUGCUGAAAGGACUGGGAAACAUUGGGGUGCUGUCGCCUCCUUUUGCCGAGCAACUGCAGUGGAUUAUAAGGGAUGACGCAGCAUCAGUGGAUAUGCGCCUGCAAAGUAUUCUGGCCUUCCGCCGUGUGGACUGCCCUCGAUACCGAAGCUUCUUCUUGGAAAGCUAUGCCAACUACACUUUGAAUUCGGAGCUGCGUAUAUACAGUUACCUGCAGGCCAUGAGGUGUCCGGAUUACAUAUCCGUGGGGGCCAUAAAAUCGGUGCUGGAACAUGAGGAAAUCAACCAGGUGGGCUCCUUUGUGUGGUCGCAUCUCACCAACCUGGCCAAAUCGAAUUCCCCCGUUCGCAUCGAGGCCCAGGGUCUGCUGCUAAAUGAUGAGCUCUCGGAGCGCUUCAAGAUGGACUUCCGCAAGUUUUCGAAAAACUACGAGCACAGUUUGUUCUUCGACGAGUAUAAUUUCGGAACUACCGCGGAUGCGAAUGUCAUCUUUGGCACUGAUUCCUAUUUGCCACGCAUCGCCAGCCUUAACUUCACGGCCGAUCUCUUUGGUCAGUCGGUGAACUUCUUUGAGUUCAGUGCACGCGCUGAAGGACUGGAGGAGCUGGCGGCCAAUGCCUUUGGACCCAAGGGUCCUUUGAGCGGCGAGCUGUUGCGCAAGAAGCUCUCCUUCCUCAACCGCUGGCUGGGCAACGAAAGUGCCGAGGAAGAUGACACCCUCGAGAAUCUGCUUAGUCUGGAUAAUCUGCGACUGAAAAGGAAGGCGCAGCAGUCUACUGAUGCGUAUGACCUGGAAGAUGAGGAAUAUUACGAUUACGAGGAGUCCUUGAGAGGGCCUAAGCGUCAUAAACGGGAUGCGAGCAGCACUCGCAAGCAGGAAAUUGAUCGCAACGUGGAUAGUCUUGGUUACAAGUUAAAGUACGACUACAAUAACCCACGGGCACAGUUUGGUCUUCGGAUCUUUGGCAACGAUCUGCACUACUACAAUGUGGAAUCCAUGGUGGAGGUGAUGGCUUUGGCCGCCACAUUCAAUCCCUUCCAACAGGCCAAGAAUGUGCUUUCCGGCAAGCAGCUCAACUACACGAAGUCGCGAGUCUUUCUGGAUGCUUCCUACACAGUGCCCCUGGCAGUCGGACUUCCAUUGGCAAUCCAUGCAUUUGGAGCUUCCUCCGUAGAUCUUCGCAUCAGUGGUAAUCUGGAUCAAGUGGAACCACCUACCGAAUGGCACUUUGAUGUCGAAGGCCGGUUUAAGCCCUCGGUGUCUGUGGAUGUGAUCACCACCAUGCAGACAGACAUGUUCUGGGGUCAAUCGGGCAUCAAAGUGAAGAGCAACCUGUACUCCAACUCGGAGCUGGUGGCCAAGCUAAAGGUCCGUGGCCGCAAUCUGGUCUCCUUCUCGUUCAAUCUUCCCCAGGACCAAAAUGAGAUCUUCAGUUUCCGAUCCGAGUUGCUUGUGCAAAAGCAGGAGGAGGAGCUGCCCCAGGCGGGCAUUGUCAAACGGAGUGCGAACUCCACCUGCACUUGGCCUGUUCUCGAUCGGGCCAUCGGACUUCAGAUGUGCUCCCACUACAGUGUCCCGGAUCUGAGUAAUGCCACCCUUAUUUACCCAAGCCUUUUGCUAGCAGGACCACUGAACUUUAGCUUGAUCCUUAAGAAAUCCGAUCUAACUGCUAAGAAGUACAUGUUCGAGUACAAAUGGGACCAGCAGGAUCUGGACAACCAGUUCUCACUGGUGUUCACCACACCAGGUUCAAAGGUUCCGCGAGUUCUGGUUGCGAAUGUGACCAAGGUACCCGAUGCCUUCAAUGCCUCUGUGGCUUUCGUAAAUGGAGCGAAUAGGGUAUCCGCUGGGUGCAGCUAUGACGGAAAUCCAGACUUCCGACGUUUAGAUGUCUACCUUGACACGAAUGGAAAUAGAUCCCUGGACCUGGGCAUGGAACUGCGAAGACACCAGGACUUCACCGCCUGGAUCUACAAUCCUCGAAUACUGCUAGCAAUUAAUGGAGUCAACAUUACCGGACUGGCAGGCACCGUAAAAGUAAACGAAAAAAGUGGAAUCAAGCAAAACGACGUGGAUCUCUCCUUUGAGACCAAAAAGCUCCAGGCUGUGAUAAAGGGAAAUAUUGUUCAAAGCGAGAUUACCACUUCCACCAACAUGACCAUUAAGUACAGAUUCCAAGCAAACAAAAUUGAGGAGAUUAACUUUGCUGGCAAGCUGGUAGAUAAUGGAGAUAAGGGCACGACAGAGUAUCGAGGUAACAUGAAGCUCCAGACCUCGGCGUAUCCCAAGCUGAACUUCGCAUCGAAUGCAACUUGGCUCAGUCUACAGGGCCAUACUGAAGGCAUGAUCACGUACAAUAACGCACCUGAUUAUGUAAAUCCCAACUAUACGAGUCUGCUCCGCUUGGUCUUCGCUCGAUCCCAUUCAGAGGAUUCCGUCUGGGAGGGUUCCCGUACGCGGGCCAGUCUGGAACUGAAGCUGCCCAGGUCAAAGAUUGAUUAUCGCAUCUUAGUUAAGCACGAAGAGCGCAGCAAGAACGGAACCGCGCACAAUGUAAUUGUGGGUCUAAAGUACGCUCCUGAGAAAGAGAUUACGGGUCUGUUCUCCGUGCAUUUGCCACGAAGGAACAUGUUCGCCAUUGAUGCCUAUAUGAAUGUGACGGUGCCGGAGUUCAACUCUUGUACGGCCAGCCUGAAAGUCAACGAGAAAGCCACUAAGGACUAUCUCAUCUUUAUCAAUGGUUCCUGGUUUACUGGACACUCAAUCGCAGUCAAGGCUAACUACAAGGACCGAAGCUCACGAGUGCAGGCUCUUCACCAUCUCAAAAUGAUUGUUGAGAGUCCAUCCUUCGAAAUAACCUCCCUCAACAUUGUGUACCGCCGGAACCAGCUACUGAUCUUCUACGAUGUGCAGGCCAAGUACGGCAAGGAUCCCUAUGGCCUUACAAUACAAUAUGCAGCCAAUGCCCACAAUCGCAACUCCAAUGCAGAGGUACGACUGAAGAUCAAGGAACGCGACUACUGGAUCAAUGCCAAAUUGUUGUCGGAGCAGCCAAAACUUCUGCAGUUGGAAUUUCACAUAGACAAAAUACGUGAUAUACACAUCAAAGUUGGCCUGCUCAAUGUGGACAGGCGCAAGGAGCUGUCCCUCGAACUGAAGUGGGAUGCUAACCGUGAUCCUAGCCAGAGAUUGGGUCUGCUCGCAGAAUACAAUUGUCCUGGAACGAAGCACUACGAUGGAAAUGUGAUGGUUACCUAUCCGGAGCGUACCAUCAACUUUGGUUUCAACACAUUCACUGGGGGACCCAAGUACUUCGGCAAGGCUCACGCCUCCUGGAGCAUUACCGAGGUGAUCGAGUUUGAGUACGAGGCGGGUAUCCUUCCUGGUCGGACACUCCACAACUGGGUGAAAGCUGAGCUGCGGACACCCUUCGAUGGUUGGCGUACCAACAGUCUUAAUGCCGGAGUCUACAACCUACACAACCUGAUCCUAAUCAACUCCACGCUCUUUUGGGCAGAUGAUCAAAAGCUGCAGGUCGGCUUUAAGAGCGACUACGACAUCAACGAUCAGUUGGUGAGCUUUGAUGUGCGCUGUGGUAUCAACAGUACUAUUCGGGAUAUUCCUACGAUCAAUGUGAAGGUGAUGCAUUGGCAGGACCCCAAAAAGGUGGACACGGAGCUCUAUCUGGGGUACAGUGGCCAAAACGAGACCUUUAAUACAUACAGCAUGGAGUCCAAAUGGGAGAUUGAGCGGAACCAGCAAUACCACAAUGUUUCCGGCUUGGUGCAUCUGGUUAGUCCGUUCCAGGGUUACGAGAAAGGUGGUCUGGUGGCCCAGUUUUCGCUGAGCGAUAAACGAGAGGUCAGUGGAGCUGCUUCACUCAACUUCGAUGUGCGUGAGUUCACUUUGACCAUGGACGGCUACGUUAAGAAAUUCACGGACAAUAUGCUAACCAUUAACAUCACCACUCCUUUGGAGAAAUUCCGCACUGUCAACGCUCGCUUUGGUUUAAAUGAGAAGAAACGUCAUGCGGUCGCUGAAGUACGAGCUCCCACGGCAGCUCUUGGAGUGGAGGCCCUGGCAGACAUAAAGAAUCUCCUUAACUUCGAUGUGAAGUUGAGCUUAGCAACGCCCAUCGAGAGUUUCCAACAGGCGGCAAUAUUUGCACAGUUCGAACCGGAGCGUGUUGACAUGCGUGGGUUGUGGAACAACGCCACACUCGGUUUCACGGGCGUGUGGCACAUGCAGAAUAUCACAGACUUCGAGUACUCCUAUCUGGUGUUCACUCCUCUGGCUGGCUUUGAGGAGAACGGGUUUAUUGUCCAGCUGCUGAAAAGGGACGAGUUCGUCUUCCAGCUGCAUGGCAAGCUAUCCCAAUAUAAGCUAGGUGUCAAGAUCAACGGGAAACCAAAGUCGGACUUGGUCAAUAAGCUGGGCAGCAACAAGAUGGAGUUGGAGAUGCUCUACGAUGCAGACUUUAAGCCCCUGAACGCUCAGACAGACUACAAGCCAGACGAGGAUGAGAAGUACUUCUCAUAUUUCACGGAUUUCCAGGUGGACACUUUUGUCUGGCCCACAAUUGUGGGUAAUGUGGACAUUCAGGAGAUUAUUGACUUCUAUCUGGUUGUUGGCCAUGUGCAACUGCCACAGGGUAAAUUGGAGUUCAAGGAUCGCCUGCACUACCCCGACUACAUUAAUGUACACAAUCUUCUGACCGUGACUACACCGUUUGCUGUGGCUAAGGACAUUAAAUCAAUAGUGGAGUACCACAUAGACUUACACUUUAACUCCUUCUACGAGCGCGUUAAGUUCACAGUCAAUGAUGACAAGAACCAGAUCAAGGAACUGGGCUUUGAGUUUAACUACACCAAACUGCAGGACAAUGUGAAACCCAAGGCGCAUGAUGUUCAGCUCAAGCUCAUCACACCCUACGAAUUGCUCCGAGAGAUCGACAUUCACAGUCGCCUGGAACUGGACGAUAAUGCCUAUAAGGGCAAUAUUACCGUGGUCACGGCCCACACUCGUCUCUCGAUGGCGAGUUCCGUUGAGAACGAAGACAACUUCCUGGAAACUUCAGUGGGCAUUCUGCUGGAAACCGACAUUAUUCCACACUAUGCCUGCCAGGUGUACUUUAAAAAAGACUUUUCUGCAAUCGAUAACACCAUCGACAUUCGCUUUGAGGUCACCGACAAUGGAACACUGAACCAGCUUCAAAUUACGACUGACUGGCAUAAAGAUCCCUCAUACGUAGUGAAUGCCAAUGGAAAGAUCCGUACUACCAUGCUGCCACUUCAGCUGGCGUCCACUUCAAUUCUGGUCACAAAUAAUCAAAACCCUCAGCUCAAUUUCGAUCUAAACUUCCUAAGCCAGGAUGGCCAGAGCAAAUCAUACGGAACGCGAGCAAACAAAAAAAAAGAUGUCUUCAACAUCGAGGUGUGGACUCCUCUCAAAAACUUCCGAAACAUUUCCAUGCAUGGUACUGCCAUUAAAAAUCCCCGCGAUGCUGAGCGCUAUGAUGUCUCAGGGUACCUGUACAGGAAUAUGGCGACAUACGGCAUCACAGGAGCUGUCCGCAUGUCCAAAGGCCUGCCCAUUGAUGCAACUGUAAGGGUACAGCCCAAAGCUGGUGGAAGGGAUGGUGUGAUUGAGUUAAACAUCCACGAGGCGGGGCCAAAUAAGAUUGGCUUCUCCUUUAGCGCCAUUGAGGAUGGUAAGAUGUGCCAGAUAUCAGGAGGAUACAGUAUCAGCGCGAACAACAAAGCCAUGGACUUCUCAGUUCUUGUGGAGAGCACGGAGCCGGAAAUCGCCCGCAUCAACUUCAACGGCAACCUUAAGCCGAGCUCCAAGGGAUCCAUUGUGGGAGACCUGAAUUUGGAGACUCCCUGGAAGGAGCUCGGCAUCGAUUCGGUGCAACUGCACUCGGAUGUGGGUGUUACCAGUACUGGCGGAAACAUAGUGGGCGAGUACAAGAUUGGGCAGUAUAUCGGACGAGGAAGUUGCCUGUGGUCUUGGAUCCUGGCCGAGAAUAUCCAGCUAGUGCUGGAGAGCUACCUAGAGAGACCAAGCGCCAAGCCCAGAAUAGUUCACGCCAGUGCCAAAUACCUUAACCCAGGACAAAACUUCACUCAGCUGCAGGCCGGUGGUCGUCUGAGCGUCGACUCCAAAUGGAACCUCGAUGUCAAUGGCAGUGUGCACUACAAGUCUGCUAAUGAUUUCAACUUCAGAGUUAUCACCCAGUUGCCGUUACCAGUUGGGGAUCGCCACCAGCUAAGUGGUAGCUACCAGGGCAAUGUGAUUAGCCAGCAGUUCAUCAAUCCCGACUUUGUGCUCGAGACCAGCUACGAGGGUUUGGAGGCAGAGAACAAGCUACUGUCCCGGAUUUCUUUCCGAAAUUCAACCAACGACUUGAAGGGCUUGGCCCACGUGGAGUGGGGAAAGCUGAAGAGCCUGUCUAUCGUGGAGGGAGAUUUUGAGCUCCUCCGGAAGCCAGGAGUCCGUCGAGAGUUCUAUGCGAAGAUAAUCACGCCCAAGUUCAAGGAUGAGCACACUUUCACCCUCACCGGACAUUACGAUGUGAAGAAUACGGACUACCACAAUGUAGUGUGUGCCUUGGACUAUCCAGCCAGUCGUCGAGUUACCGAUCUGGAUGUGUCCUUCAGUUCGCUUAGCAACAUGCACGGAGCAUUUAACAGUACAAUGCCAACCUUCCUCAAUGUCAGUUGGUUCAAGACUGACUUUGAGUUCACCACCAAAAAUGCAAAGAGCUAUCGAUACUGUCGCUGCUUUUGGCCACAGGAUUCGGCUUACUUCAAGUUGAACAGCAACUAUGACAGUGACACCACCAAUUUCAACUACAACCUCAAUGGCAACGUGGAGGUCGAAGUUCCAUUGACUAGUCGUCAUCGAGCGGAUGUUGUUUAUGGUCUGCAGAAGCGACGCAACCAGGAUUCAGGAAAUGUCAAGGUCGUUUACAAUGAAUUGCAGGUACUGGAUGGCAAGUAUAAGCGGGUGGAGCAACAAAAGGAUCCUAUUUACAAGGAGACGACGGACAUCUCGCUGGAGAAUGACGUGAAGCCCUUGGGUAUUCACUAUGUCAACACGAAGGACAGCAGCGAUCCCGCUGGCACCCAGGACGUGAAGCACUUCGAGGUUUACGAGUUGAGAAACACGCAAAACUUUAAUCUCACCGGCGAGUUUCAUUCACGGAUCACUCUUAACGCCCAGGACUUCAAGGUGGUGGCCAUUCAUCCCAACCGCGCAGUGGUUCUGAGCACCAAGUUCGAGGACGUCAGCCUCGAAGUUAUCAGGCAGCACACCAAGUUGGAAUUGUCGGAGACCGCCUGGAUAGGAUACAACCUGGAGCUGGGCAACUUUAGCCGGGUUGGCAACGAGUCCCAGAGCUUCGCCCUGGAAAUCUUCUAUCCGAAGCGCAAUCUCUCCUCCUCCGGCCAGUACUACAUGACGGACAACCACUUCAACUCCGACCUAUCCUUCCAGUGGGCGGGCGGCGACUCCGACCUUCAGCCCAAGACGAUUCACAGCAACCUGCAGUGGACGGCAGAACCUUUGCGUCGCGGAGAUCGCGAACAUCGCACUAUCGCGUUGACAGUGGCGCAUCCUCUUCUGGAGAAGGACAUUAACUGCAAGGCCACGUACUACCGCGGCUUGCAGGAUCUGCUGAGGACCCACUUGACCAUCGACUAUUCGUCUAAUCCCGAUCAACUAAUUGAGUUGGGUGCUCAACUAAGGGACAGGUACAGUGAACUGGGCCACACCAACUACACCUUCCAAUUGUACGGCAAGCACCAGGCUUCUGAGCUGGACGUCCAACUAAAUGGCACACUCGCAGCCAGGAACUCAUACUACAAGACGGAGUCCACGGCGCACUACAAGCGUGACAUCUUCCCGGCGAGAUACGGCAAGUUCCUGGCUCUUCUCGAUGUCAAUAAACGGGAAGUGGAGUACGAGCGCCAGUCGCCAUUCCACACGGUGCGUCUUCACCUGUUGCCAGCCAUCCAAUACCCCGUUUACGGGUUGAACGCCACAAUUUGGGAUACUCCUGACACAAACCAUACGGGUUACAUAUACCUGGACCUGUUGGAGCGGUAUGCUCGCAUGGAUUUCAACUUGACGGAGGAUGCCAGCCAAAACCUGCAGAUGGUGGGUUACAUCCCGGAUGCACGCAGUGCCUUCCUGGACAUCUGGCGCAACUACGAGGAGAUCCGCGUGAUUGACGUUAGUUCGUACCUGAAGAUGAAUCAUUCCCGACUGGUCACCGGCCGAUUCCACUGGCGUCCGGCCAUCCGGCAAGAAGUUCGUGAGAAAAUCCAAGCCGUGGGAAAGUCGGUCUACAGCUCCUUUUCGGAAGGAAUCGACUUUUGGAUCAAGUCUAUCUACACGGAAACCACGGAAUCGAUGGGCGUGGUGUGGAACACGGCCAAGGAGUACAAUAACGAUUUCAUAAACGACAUUGGUCAGCUGAGCGUUUUGGAGGAGGAUCUUGCCGAUCUGCGUCUGUUUGUAAAUCAGUCCUAUGAGGCCAAUGAUUUCUAUAUAAAGCACGUGGUUAACUUUACCCUGACUAUCCUGGAUGAACUUGCCAUCAGAGAUCACAUCGAGUCGCUGCCAAAGAUCUUCUCGGAACUCUGGCAGGCGAUGGGAGAUUCCGGCAAAGCUCUACGCACCAGUAUCGUGUGGCUAAUCGAAACCAUUAAAACCACAUAUACCAACCUAUUGGAUGCAGUGGCCCGAUUCUUCCACGGUGAGAGUCUAACAUAUAUAUCCGGUUUGAUGGAGAAGGGCAUAGCGAAAUACGAUAGUUUUAUCAAGGAUCUGCACAUCAAGUUCAUCAAAUACAUCGAAAAUCUGUGGCACAAGACCUGGACUAUGGCGGAGAAUCACUGGAAGGCAGUCCUAAAGCGAUUCGAGCCCCAUCUCUUCAAAAUGAUUAGCUUUAUAGAGACAACUGCCUGGAAUCUCAGCAAGGAGGUGUUCGACUUUAUUUACAAACGUACCAACGAGCUGGCAGAGUCUCCGUACUUCAACAAGGUCUCUAGUUUCACGGCUGACGCCGAGAGGCUUUAUCGAGACUUCACGGCUAACGAUGCCAUCACCAACAUCAAGAAGUAUUCGACGCUGGCCUGGAAUUUCAUCAAGGAGAAGUACUUUAAGUUGGUGCCAUUCGGGGCUGAGUUGAAUGAGGUUCUCACUGAGAUCUGGCAGGAAAUCCAAGAGCUUGAAAAAAUUGACCAGGUGCAGAUUGUGGUGCAAAAGUACUACGAGGUUGUGGCCAAGGUCGAUUGGAUUGCGGAUGAACUGCAGCUGGAAAAUCGCCUGCAUCAGGUUUACGGACUGGUGAGGAACAAGUUCCGCAAUUAUGCCUUGAAUGCCUUGGAAACCGCCGAUAUGUAUAGGGAAGCCAAGACCAAGUUUGUUUUCGAUCCGGAAGUGGGUAUUAUCGACCUCGAGCAAAAGUUACCCAUGUCAUGGCACGCUUUUAACGAGACACCCAAGUUCGAGGAGAUUCCCGAGUACCAGGUGCUGGCCAAGGCCCAGAGCUUCUUCAGUGAAACCAACUCUUCGAUCGUCAUGAAGUUGUAUAACAUGCGGACGCAUCUGGAUCCCAAGACCUGGCUGCCACCAUACUACUCUCGCGCCUUGCUGAUCGACUCGCGGCACUAUAUGACCUUUGACCAGCGGUAUGUGGGUCUGAACAUCAACUUUGAUGAGUUCGGAAAUGGACGACCCAAUUCCCAAUGCAGCUAUCUUCUAGCCCACGAUUUCUUUAAGCGAAACUUUACCUUACUUCUGGAGCCAGCGAGCCAAUCCCUGGCUGGCCAAGGACUAACACGCAAACUGAGCUUUAUUGCCAAUGACCAACUGAUUGAAAUCGAUUUGGGCACAGAUCACAUAAGCAUCAAUGGCAAUCCGCAACCCAUCCUGCCGCUCAAAUUGGGCGCUGUGAACAUCCACCGGGAUCUUGAUGUACUUUCCAUCACCUCGGACACCGAGUUUAGUCUGCACUGCAACGUGCAAUUUGACCUGUGUUGGUUCGAGGUUAGUGGAUGGUACUUUGCCAGGACAGCGGGAUUACUGGGCACCCUGAACAACGAGCCCUCCGAUGAGUACACCAUGGCCAACAGUGUGAUCGCCAAGGAGGCGCAGCAGUUCACGGAUUCGUGGAGCCUGAAGCAAUGCAAGCAGACGAAGGUGGCCCAGACCCAAGAAAUCAGCAAGGAGGUCAGUGAUACCUGCACUAGCUUCUUCCGUACCGGCAUCCUGGCUCCCUGCAGUGCGGUUCUCGAUCCCGCUCCCUUCUACGAUAUGUGUCUGGACUUGGGCAUGAAAUCGCCGCCAAUUCGAAAGGGACAUCCGGCUGUCAAGGGAGCCUGUGCAGCAGCUUUGGCUUACAUCGAGGCCUGUACAGCUCUGAAGGUUCCCAUGCGGGUGCCCUCUCAGUGUGUGUUCUGCCAACUGACGAACGGUUCAUAUGUGCCCGAGGGUACUUUCAUGGAGCUUUCAGGCAGUGAGAUUCCACGCAGUAGCGACGUGGUCUUCAUUGUGGAGGCCAAGGAUUGCAAUGCCAAUCUGAAGGUGUCCAAGAACAUCAUGGCCGUGGUCACCAGCAUUGAAGAGCAGUUGCAGGCCGCCAAGCUAACGAAUAAUCGUUAUGCUGUGUUGGCCUUCGGUGGAGUUGCCCCGUACGACAAGCCGAGGAGCGUUAUAUACGAACACAACGAAUUCACCUUCAAGCCGGAUCAGCUGGCGGAAUAUUUCGGCCACAUCAACACCGGAAAUGGCAGCAGCAACGACAUCCUAAUGGCCAUUUCCGCCGCUGCCAAGCUCAACUUCCGUCCGGGCGUGUCGAAGACCUUCGUCCUGCUCUCCUGCAGCAAAUGUGCACCCAAGGAUAUGCGCUUCGACCACACCUCUAUCCUGCAAUACAUGUUGGAGGAGGGCAUCAACCUGCACGUCCUGGCGGAUACGGAAUUCGACUUUGAGCGCAAUAAAAAGCUGCGACACUUCUUCGGGCUAGACAGUAAGCUGGUUUACUCGAAACGUUACCCCGAAGGCGAUGCCGAGACCCGCAAUACCACGCACAUCCCCAAGAGCAAUUUGGGAAUCUGCACCACGCUAGCUGUGGAGACUCAGGGAUCCGUGUUCAGUGCCCGCAAGCUGCAGCCGGAGAGGAAGUAUCCCAUCAAGCGAUUUGCCACCAUUUUCGCCAAGCGCAUCGCCCUCAGUGCCACGCCCAUCCAGAGCCAGACCUGCGAGUGCUCCGCCCACAAUACGGGCGUCUCCUACAUGGCCUGCUCCCCGCAGGCUCUGCCCGAGGAGAAGUACGAUCUGGAUGACUAUGACUCCUUCAACAACUGGGAUUGGGAAGACGAAGUGGAGGGCGAUGCCAAAGUAAUGUCGUAGUUCUUAGUACGCCGCCAUUAGUUAGCUAGUUCAGUUAUGUCCCUGCAGAAUGUAAGGUUUUUCUAAUGCAUAACCGACAGGCAUAUUUUGUAAAAAUAAAUCACCAUAUAAAGCCAAA
Messenger RNA from Drosophila rhopaloa, 13337 nucleotides. RefSeq lists its product as uncharacterized. Gene Ontology annotation, molecular function: lipid carrier activity. Gene Ontology annotation, biological process: lipid transport. Bases 215 to 13219 code for a protein of 4334 amino acids. Lineage: Eukaryota; Metazoa; Arthropoda; Insecta; Diptera; Drosophilidae. The record is from RefSeq and is a predicted model, not a curated record. The transcript is spliced from 19 exons.